AUGGGCUCCAAAGGAAACAACCUCUUCGAUGACGAUAGCAGUAGCGAUGGAGGAAGGAAAAGAAAGAGGCUGAAAAAAGUGUCAAGCAGUUUGUUUGAUAAAGAUAACGAUAAUGAUUUGUUUAACACAGAAGACACUAACACAUCUCAACCCAGACGUGUUGUAGAAAUUAAGGACGACGAGGAUGAAGACCAGCAGGAUUCCUACUACAACACAGGAAAUACUUCCAACAGAUCACUCCAAAAUAAGUCGCCAAACAAACCCGCGUUCUAUGACAUAACGUCCUACUUCAAACGAAGUUCGAAAAAAAUGGAAGAUCAAACAGAGGCAGGCGAAGCGGGAAACAAACACCAUGUAAAGGGCAAUGCACGAGAAAACACAAAUCUCUUCGACCUGGAAAGUAAAAAAUUUAAAAAUGAUGAUCCUCAUAGUAGCACCGGGCUGAAGAGGCAAAGGGAAGAUGACCUAACCAAUAUGUUAGACCAACACAAGUAUAAAAAAAAACACACCUCUCCAGGAAAGGGACAAAAUUUAGAAGAACUGGACUUUAACAAUAGCACCGGAAGUAUGACAAAAACGAAAAAACUCAUCUCCAUGUCUACCACAGGUGGAAAUAAUAACAAGGAUGAUGCAGCCAACAAUUUCGGCUACCUCCCUUUUCAUAACCUCAAAUUUGUGUUAACAGGAGUUUUUAAAAAUUUCUCACGAGACGAGUUACAAUCUAAAAUAAAAGAACAUGGGGGAAGCGUUAUGUCCGCUGUGUCGUCAAAAACGCAUUAUCUCAUUCAUGGUGAGUACCUGGAAGACGGCCGAAUGUACAACGAGGGAAAGAAAUACCAGAAAGCGUCAGAGCUGCAAAAAAUGAGCAAGUCCAUUAUUAAAAUUUUGAAUGAAGAAGAGCUGCUGAAAAUGCUUCCCCAGGAGAAGGAACAAACACCCAAGGGGGGAAAGGCGGAUCAAGGAACAGACCACCAACACGAAUUCGAAAAGAGGCAUCAGAGCGACCUCGCCAAGAUUGGAAGUGAAAGUGGAAACAGCUCAAGUGCCAGCUAUAAUCGUGUCGCACACAGCGAGAAGGAAAACACAUCCAACUCCACGACACCUGCAGACCAAAACAAAAUUCUAAAUCAACUGUGGGUGGAAAAGUACAGACCAAAAAAUAUAAACGAACUUGUAGGGAACAACCAAAAUGUCCUCAAAUUAAAAAAUUGGUUAGCUAGCUGGGAUGAUGUAUGCAUAAAGGGACUCAAAAAACAAGUAACAAAAACAUUUAGAGGGGUGUUUGAAAAUGUAAAUGCCAGGUGUGCCCUUUUGAGUGGCCCCGCAGGAAUUGGAAAAACGUCCACUGCUAAAAUUGUGGCAGAAAGCUCCGGAUAUAAUGUCAUCGAAUUUAAUGCGUCUGAUGAAAGAAAUAAAGCGGCCGUAGAAAAAAUCAGCGAAAUGGCCACCGGGGGAUAUUCCAUUGCUUCUAUCAAAAGCAAAAAAUUAACAAAAACAUGUAUCAUUAUGGACGAGGUGGAUGGUAUGUCUAGCGGAGACAAGGGAGGUAGUGCAGCCAUCUUAAAGUUAAUUGAAAAAACAAAAUGCCCAAUUAUCUGCAUAUGCAAUGAUAGGCAAAAUACUAAAAUGAGAACAUUAGCCAACAAAUGCUACGAUUUAAAAUUCAUGACUCCAAACAAAAUUAGCGUCGUCAAGAGACUACUAGAAAUAUGCAAGAAGGAAGAUAUUGUGAUGGAACCAAACGCUUUAGAACUUCUAUAUGAAAGCACAAAUGGAGAUUUGAGACAAAUGCUAAAUGCCCUCCAGUUACUCUCAAAGACCUACAAGCGAAUACAAUUCCUCGAUAUAAAAAAGGAGUUAAACAACUCUAAUAAAAACAUACAAUCCUUAGCCAACCCAUUUGAAAUAACACUCAAACUCUUAAACUUCCAUGAAUCAUCAAAAUUAAAAAUACGAGAAAUCAUGGACCUCUUCUUUGUGGACUAUGAAUUGAUCCCAUUCUUUAUAAGUGAAAAUUACACCAAUGUAUUUAAUGACAAUGAUAAAUCUGUCCACUCGGUAAAUAAAUGGAGUGUCUACUCCCAAAUAUCGUAUGAUUUAACUUUGGCAGAAAAAAUUAAAUACAACAUGAAAACUACCAUGGACUUUUCUCUCCUUCCACACUUCUCCAUCCUCUCCUGUGUAUGUCCCGUCAUGCGAAUCAAAAUGUUAAAAUCAUUCAUGUCUGGCAGAAUUAACUUCCCUUCUGCCUUUGGAAAAAUAUCUACCUUCAACAAAAAUAAAAGGCUACUAAACGAAGUAUGCUUUAACAUGUCCUACAAGUUAAAUGUGUGUCCUAAACAUAUGGUUACCUCAGGAUUCUUAAAUUAUAUUUAUGCACAGAUCAUGUCCCCACUACAAUGCAAUAACAUACCCAAGGCCAUACAACUCAUGGAAGAAUAUAACGUCACAAAAGAAAUGAUCACGGAACAUAUCCCAUGCUUGAGAUUACCCACACAGGAAAACUUGUAUGACAAAUUGGAUUCAAAAGUUAAGGCAUCCUUCACUCGACUAUACAACGCUUCACACGUGAUCAAAAAUGAUCCUAACAUGAUGCGCAAGGGACUCAAGUCCACUGAAAAAAAAACUGCCUUCAAAAUGAAUGAAUAUGAAUCCGAUGAAGACAUGGACGAGCUCAGUGAAUCCAAAGAGGACAAGGACGAUGAUAUACUGGUCAAGAGUAAGGUCGAUAAGAAAUCUGCCGCCAAAGGAAAAGCCACACCUCGCUCCAAUGCAAAGAAACGCUAA
Messenger RNA from Plasmodium fragile, 2787 nucleotides. RefSeq lists its product as uncharacterized. Gene Ontology annotation, molecular function: ATP hydrolysis activity; ATP binding; DNA clamp loader activity. Bases 1 to 2787 code for a protein of 928 amino acids. NCBI's taxonomy places the organism in Eukaryota, Apicomplexa, Aconoidasida, Haemosporida, Plasmodiidae. The record is from RefSeq and is a predicted model, not a curated record. Gene Ontology annotation, cellular component: DNA replication factor C complex; nucleus. The transcript has a single exon. Gene Ontology annotation, biological process: DNA replication; DNA repair.